GCUAGCUGCUGCUCUGUUUAGUCGGAGUUCGUCAGAGAAAGUGUCUGCAACGGGUUCCAUCGCUUUAGUCACGUGCGAAUAAUUUCUGGUACAUUAUUGCGUGCGCUUUAAUUGUAGAUAGUUUUCAAAUAUAACGGUUGCUGGCGCCAUAUUGUCGGGGCGAAUGUUUGGAGAAUAAAUACAUAGUACAUUUCGGAAUAUACUUGUAUGCAUAAUUAGUUUGUAGAGUGAAACGAAAUAACAUUUGGUAUGCCUCAAUCGAAAUAUUGAAAUACAGAAAAUAAAAACAAAACCUAAGAAAUAAAUAGCUGAGUUCCUAUUUUUGAAGGUCAUCUUGUGACUUUACUAUCGAACGGAAGUAUACCUGCCCCCAGCCAUUUCGUUAGUUAGCCGGAAGUAAGUGAAAUUUACGCGACCUUAAGUAAAAACCAAAUCUGAACGAAAUGGAAAGCAACUUAAAAAUUUGCUUCACCGGAAUUUGCCUCAUUUUGGUGGCGCUGCACUGUCAAGCCAAUCAACCAAGGCAACUGGAAUGCUGGCACUGCAGCUCUGAAACAAUUGGAGCGGAGGACUUUUGUGAUGUCACUUUCGAUGAGGAUAACAUUCCCAAACCGGAAGUGAUGAAGGAACACAAUAUCAGCGUUUUGCGAAAUUGCAGCAGCACCACACACUCGGAGCAUGAGCGACCCGUUUGUCGUAAAACUGUUGAAGAAAUCAAUGGCAAAACGAUUACGAAACGCUUCUGCUACUACACCAACAAAUCCGAUUCACUGGAGCAUUGCAUGGAGGAGCCAACCGAGAAUAAUGUCAAGCGAAUAUUCUGUCAGGAUUGUCUCGCCGAUCAGUGCAAUGGCAGUGGGCAACAGCUGGCCACGUGGCUAAGUCAACUGUUGCCACUGGCGUUGGCCAAUGCUGUGCGCUUUUAAAAAUUGCAGAAUGAAAGGAAAGAGCAAACCUUUGACAAUUUUUGGCAAUUUUAGUUAGAAACAAACGAAAUGAUAGACACAUUUUACAUAAGAUAAUUCAGUUUUUAGAAUAUUAAAAAAAUCGUUUUGAUACUCAUAAUUUUGAAAUGUUAAUUUUAAUAUUAUUACUCUACAUAGAGCUCGGAUUCUUAGGUUAAAAAAUAAGCCUAAAAAUAUGUACCAUAAGCAAACUAUAAGCAAAGUGUAUAUAAUUUACAUAUACAUAUAUGUAGAUACAGUAAACGUCAAAAAUAUGAA
This is a messenger RNA of Rhagoletis zephyria (snowberry fruit fly), 1223 nucleotides long. It is a transcript of the gene twit, whose product is annotated as target of wit. The record is from RefSeq and is a predicted model, not a curated record. Gene Ontology annotation, biological process: positive regulation of voltage-gated potassium channel activity; sleep; regulation of synaptic transmission, cholinergic. Lineage: Eukaryota; Metazoa; Arthropoda; Insecta; Diptera; Tephritidae.